AUGACUUCCAUCUCCCUCCUUCCCAAUACCAUUGACCAUCAAGAAGAUAGUCCUUUAUUCUCAGACCUCCCAAGCGAAAUCAGAAACACCAUCUUCGAACUAGCUCUGACUGCCCAGCAUGACGAAAAGAGACCUUACCGGGCGGACCGCGCAUUUUAUCGGCCGGGUUAUUUAGCUCACACACAGAUCAACUGUUCACUGCUCCUGACAUGUAAGCGUGCCUAUUUCGAAGCCCGACUCUUCCCACUGUCCGCCAAUGAACAUGUCUUUUGGCUCUUCAAUGGACCAUGGAAAUCCAUUGGCAAGCAAUCUCGGCAUACAGCCAACUGGGCAGCGUGGUAUUCACGUCUAAAUGAGGACCAAAAAACCUCGAUUGGUGAAAUCCACAUCUUUGUUCAACAAUUCCAUCUCGAGGCUCUGGGGAACCGAGGCGACAUUGGGCCCCUAGAUCUAUCGGCAAAGCGCUUACAUCUGACGCUACGUCACUCCGAUUGGUGGUCAUGGGAGUCACCUCCCAACUCUAGUGAUCGCCUGGGUAUUUGUCCAUGGCGCACUGAAAGAACAUCGCAUCACCAAACGAUUGCCGAACCUGAGCAGCCAGAUAUUAAUUACAUCAGAGAGCGUAUGACUCCGGAAACUUGGGGGGGACAGCUGAGCCAGGUCAAGGGCCUGGAAGUACUCGAAAUCGAGUUUGAGACCGAUCUGAACAAGAAAGAACAGCUAGAGGUUGUCGUUGCAAGAGCCAAGCACUGGAAGUUUCCUCUGGCCAACGGAACAGUGUUGGAAUGGACGGGUCAACAAAAAGACUACUCUUGGGAAGGGCUGAAAUACCUCAAGGACGACGGUCAAAUGUUGAGAGAAUCACCCAUCUCGAGGCAUGCUCUCAAACGGAAAUAUGAGGUGACUACGCUGACAUGGAAGGCACUUCCAGCCACGCACUUGGUCAUGUAA
This is a messenger RNA of Exophiala bonariae, 951 nucleotides long. RefSeq lists its product as uncharacterized. The transcript has a single exon. The coding region runs from base 1 to 951 and encodes 316 amino acids. The record is from RefSeq and is a predicted model, not a curated record. NCBI's taxonomy places the organism in Eukaryota, Fungi, Ascomycota, Eurotiomycetes, Chaetothyriales, Herpotrichiellaceae.